Messenger RNA from Clarias gariepinus (North African catfish), 5989 nucleotides. RefSeq names its product PDZ domain containing 4 (gene pdzd4). The record is from RefSeq and is a predicted model, not a curated record. The coding region runs from base 422 to 3118 and encodes 898 amino acids. Gene Ontology annotation, molecular function: protein binding. The transcript has 8 exons. NCBI's taxonomy places the organism in Eukaryota, Metazoa, Chordata, Actinopteri, Siluriformes, Clariidae.
GAGCUUAAUAAUAAUAUUAAUAAGGGUUUGCCUCUGGGACUUUCGAUCAUUUACAUUCCUAUGUUGACAGACAAGAGACAAUAAAAAGAGACAGUAAAAUAUAAUGGCAAGAGCACAACUGUAUGAGUGUUUUGUAAUGCCUGGAUUUAACCAAUACACUAAACCACAAUCCAUCACUCUCAUCCUUCCUGCCCAGUUCUGAAUUUUUUACUCUCAAACUUUUUUGAAAUCAUUCUUUAAUCUCUUCUUGCAUUUUGGUAUUCUGACUGAAGAAGGAGAGACUGAGAACAGAAGUUCAAAGGCUUUUCAUGGAGUCCUAACCUGUAGAGAGGGAUCUCCUGAGCUCAAAAUAAACCGUGUUCCUUUUCAUAGCAGAGAAUCAGAAAAGAAAAAAAAGAAAAAAACCUCAACCCAAAUCAAGAUGGGCUGUAACAUGUGUGUGGUAAACCGGCCUGAGGAGCAGUACAGGAUCAUGUUUCAGAAGGGCAACAUGAUGCGUCCCAUUGAUGCCGAAAUAAAGCUUAAAGGAAGAAGAACAUCUCACCUAACUCAAGAUAAGGAUGGCCAUUCCCAUGAUCCCCUGCUGCUUCAAGUGGUCCGGAAGGGACACAGGAGGAAAGCAGGAACUGCAACAGGAAGUGCAAGACUUAUGGCCAUCACUGAUUGCGUGGACAACUCUACACAGACAGACAUCAGCUUCCAGAACUUUCUGGGUGCUGCUCAAGGGAGCUACACUGGCUGCAGCUCUCCGAAGCCUCCUCCAUCUCCUCCACUGCCCCCAAUGGUGGAGUCAUAUAUCCUGAAUGACCUCACUCUGGAGCAUGAUUCUGCUGAUCCCAAUGACUACCUUGAUGUUACUAACCAUGAAGUGGAUCGACAAGAGGAGCUGGAAUACGAGGAAGUAGAGCUUUAUAAGUCCAGUCAGCAGGAUAAGCUUGGCUUGACAGUGUGCUACCGCACCGAUGAUGAAGAGGACCAGGGUAUCUACGUAGGGGAGGUCAAUCCAAACAGUAUAGCUGCCAAAGAUGGACGCAUCCGCAAGGGUGACAGAAUAUUACAGAUAAAUGGAGUGGAUGUCCAGAACAGAGAAGAAGCAGUGGCCAUCCUUACCCGAGAAGACAGCACAAAUUUUUCACUGCUACUGGCCAGACCAGAGAUGGAGAUGGAAACUCAAAUGGAUCCCGAGGACUUGGAUUUUGAGUUACCAGUAGGCAUGAGUGUGGACACACUGAACAGCUCACACUUAUCCAAUCUAUACCAUCAUCGGCAGCAAAGAGUCCAGGUGGGCAUUCAUGAGGUCCCACUACAAAGUGAAGCACCCUUACUAAGCAUGGCUACCCUUAAUAACAGCCAGGAGCUGGACAGCGGUGUGGGCCGAACAGACGAGAGCACCAAGAACGAGGAAUCGUCUGAGCACGAUAUACUUCUGGGUGAGGAACAGACCAGUGCCUCCAAUACCAACACCACUAACACACCACACAGCCUCCGCAAGUUCAGGCCUGGCUGGGGCAGUGGAGGUGGAGGUGAUACUCCAUCACCAUUACUCCAUAUCAGAGAACUCCAAUUCAGCGCAGACUCUCUGGAUUGUGGCGGUGCAGGAGGAGGAUACAUUCAUGACCCAGUGACCACAAUGAUGCCCGGCCUGACUGAAGAGGAGUGUGAGAGAUACCGGGAGUUGCUAGAGAUCAAGUGUCGUUAUGAAAGAAAUAUGAAGAAUGGCACGGAAGGCAAAAGCCCUGAUGAAGAAGUGAAGAGGGAAAGAGAAGGGGAGGAUGAGGAGGAAGAAGAGAAAGAGGUGUCUCUGGAUGAAAACUCUAAUGAGAGCCUGACACCACAUGAGAUGGCACUUUUGGAGGAGGAGCUACGGCACCUUGAAUUCAAGUGUCGUAACAUUCUACGAGCGCAGAAAAUGCAGCAGUUACGUGAGCGCUGCCUAAAGGCUUGGUUGUUGGAGGAGGAGGCUUCAGCGAGGGUGUCUACUGACCUACAGGGUUCCCCACACCAUGAGCUGUCAGAUAUUAAAGAACUUCCUGAGAGAGAGCGAUCAGACAAGGACACCAGUAGUGCUUAUAACACUGGAGGAGAAAGCUGCAGGAGCACACCUUUGGUCAGUGAUCACCUUUCUCCUGUUGCUCAGGUAGAUGAGUCUGGCUCUCCUUUGCAGGUAAGGCACAGAGACCGACCCAGCUGGAGUGAAAGGGGCCGUGGUACUCUGAAUUAUUCACCCAGUAGCUACAAGAAAUUCCACAUGAACACCAAUAUCAACCAGAAGUACCACUCUCUGUCUCGAGAAGGGACCACUCGUUCAUUAGCAGAUGGCGGAACACAGGGCAGGAGCUCAAGAGCCAGCAGCAUUCAUGAAAGAACUGGCGGUCGUAGUGCUGAAUCUAGUCCAUACUUUACCCGAAGACAUCACUCUAACCGACCUAAGCCUGAGCACUACCAGAGCUGCAUGCAGCUAGGCUCUUCAUUCACAGACUCGACUAUGGAUAGAACUGUGGAAGGGGAAAGCGAGGCUCCAGUUGGCAGUAGUGGCCGAGCAAGCCCCAUGAGCUUAGCAAACAGCACUCUUAGCCCCAUGCUUCAAACCAGCCCAGCAAAACACUCCUUAGAUUUGCCUUUGCCACUCUCACCUGCCUCACCACGCAUGGAAUGGAAGGUGAAAAUCCGUAGCGAUGGCACACGCUAUGUAGUAAAACGACCUGUCCGUGAUCGCCUACUGAAGGCCCGUGCCAUAAAGAUAUGCGAGGAACGAAGCGGCAUGACCACUGACGAUGAUGCUGUAAGCGAAAUGAAAAUGGGGCGGUACUGGAGCAAAGAGGAGCGCAAGCAACAGUUGCUGAGGGCCCGCGAACAACGUAGACGACGUGAGUUUAUGAUGCAAUGUCGACUAGAUUAUCUCCGUAAUCGAGACCAAGACCCAGGGAAGGAUGGCCAGCAGGAAGCUGGGCAGGCCCCUGCGUCAAUUCUAGAGAUAAGCCAAAAGAAGAGUUCAAAGAAGCGCAACCGUCGCAUCUUGGACAACUGGAUCACCAUCCAAGAGCUGCUGGCUCAUGGUUCUCGCUCUCCAGAUGGGACAAGAGUCUACAACCAUCUUCUGUCUGUCACUACUGUCUAAGAGAAAAGCACACAAAAAGCUUGAACAAUCUCACAAAUUUAUAUGUAGCACAUCGCCUUGACAUGAAAGUAGCAUCAAAGUAACAAGCACAAUUUUUGCAUUGCAUCUCUGGUGCUUAAAGUCAUUGAUUUGGGGUGAAUGUGCUUAUUUCUCCUAACAGAUGCUCUGUUUUUACCAUCUAGCUGUCUGGCUAUUUUACAGAUUUGAUCACUUACUUAAUCCAAGUGUUGAGCCUUAUGAUGUUUUGCUUUCUUUAGUGAUUCUUAUAUAUACUUAGUCAGUAAUCUGGAUCAUGUCGUUACCAUUUAUUAAAAAAUGCUUUAUUUAAGCAUGGUAAUGAUGAUACAGUAUAUCUUAAUUGGAACUAAGCCACCUUCACUAAGCUGCAACUCCACCCUCAAAACAAACUGCAAAGUGGUAAAACAUGCAGGAUCAGCUUCAAACAUUUAUAACAGUGGACAUGCUGUAAAAAAGCUUAGCCGUAUUUUAUUCCACAUGAAGACAAAUUGUAACAAAUACUUGUAGCAACUAGACAUUUGUUUAUGUUCUUGUUUUAGUCAAGUUAAAUGUAUUGCUAUGAAGAAAUCUGGAAUCUAGACACAUUAGUUUCAUCGGGUGCUUCUAAAAGCUUUUUUCAAACCCCAGCACAAAUUUUAUGACAGCACAUGAAUGAAUAGCCAGGCACAGAAGCCGUACCCGUGUGCAUUCUACAUACUGUGUACUCUCACAAGUAAACUACUCAGAUGAAGUAACUCCUGGAGCUAGACUGAUGUUUUGACAAAUGUUCAUGAUUCUCAUCGACAAAGCUAGGUCACAAUAGAAAAGUGCAAAAAAAAAACAAACUGACAAACCACACAGCAAGAAAAAUCUAAAUUCAUUCCAUGUUUCAUGUCAUUAUCGAGGCCAUUACAAAAUGGGGCUGCUUAAUACUGUAACUGCAGAAUCCUAUAAUGGUUAUUUAACUACUCCGUGCUGAUACAAUCAUGAAGCCUAAUUUCAAGCACAGUUCUCCCAUCAAAAACCUAUAAUAUGAAAAGGAGUACGUGCCACUUUUUACCAGAGACUACAUUUUAGAAACACUGAGGCUGAAGAGACAACAUGGUGCUAAAUAGUCACGGUGCAUGUUGAAAAAAUACAGCCUACACCCUAUACACCAGGAAAAGGUGAAUGUGCAUGAAAACACGAAGACUAGGAUUUUCUAUGGACACAAUAAAAGUGACGCCUGGUUUUUUGUUCAUUGGAAGUAAGAUUACAACAAUAUGGACAAACUCUCCUACUGUUCUUACAUUGCUACACAUCGUGACUGUGGUAUGCCUCGCAAUAUGUUUAGGACACUAACGAAACCAUAAUGUAACUUCUUCAUCACUUACAUGGAAUCGGUUGCCGUGAUUCUUCCUCCAUAAGCAGAAUGGGAAUAUUGGUUAAGAUAAUCACAGCACACAAAUAAAAAGAAAAAAGUAAUUAUUAGAAUCAUUUAAAUAUGAGUAAUAUUGUCUGUUAAAUCAGUACAGAGAGGGGAAAGAUAAUUUUAAAGAUGUGAUACACUGUGAGUAAUAUUGUAUACCCACUGGCCACUUUAUUAGGAAUACAAAUACAAGUGUUUCUUCAUGCAAUUAUUCAAUCAGCCAACUGUGUAGCAGCAGUACACGGAUGCAUCAAAUAAUGCAAAUACAGUAUAAGAGCUUCUCACAGCAACUGCAUGAAUAAGGGAAAAAGAGUUUGGCAUCGAUAUUUGUGCCAGAUGGCCUGGUCGGAGUAUUUUUAGAAAGUCCUGAGAUUUUCCCCACACAUCCAUCUUUGGAUUUGACAUUGUAUGGUGGAAAAAAAAACAUCUAAGCAGAUGUUCUGUAGGUGAAAAUGCCGUGCUGAUGAAACAGGUAAGAGGGGAAUAAAGCACAGCACACUAAAUCCAGAAAUGGAUGAGCUGUAACAGCAGAAAAACAUUCCACAUGUGUAAGCCAAGAACAGGAACCUGAGGGGUAGCGGUUCACUUCACACAAGCUGUUCCAGUGUGGUCUUCUGCUGUGGUAUCAAAGUUUGUAAAAUGUUUUAUGCAUUCUGAGAUGUUUUUUUUUUGCUCAUCAGGAUCAUAAGUAGCAGUUAUUUUAAGUCAGUGUCUUUUUUUAGAUGUUUGAUGUGAACAUUAACCUGAAUCAUCAUGAUUUUCUGCAUUGUGCUGCUGCCUUAUCAUUCGCUGACUGAAUAAAAGCAUGGAUGUGCAGGUGUACAAGUGUUCUCCUAAUAAAUUGACCAAUGAGUGAAUAUUGUUCAGCUCUAAAUGGAAGGUUCUGAGAAUAGGUGUCAUGUUGUCUAAUAUCUAGAGCAAACAUGACCAGCUGCAACAGCUAAUGCACAAGACCAAAAAAAAGCCAAAUCUUUAACUAGCUGAAUGAUGCCCUGCCGAGUGAUCGCCUGAACUCUGAACUAGAGUAAUGUGUUAAGUUGUAAAUAAUAAUGUAAACAAACUACAAAAAAAAACAAAAAAAAAAACAGCUUUGCUUAUUAUUCUGGCCAACUGCGUUCACCCUAUCCACUCUAUGCUUACAGAGUGACUUCCAACUUUUGGACUGUAAAACAAUUUUGCAUGAUUUUAAUGAGAAGUAUUGCACACAUUAAACAGAAAUCUAUGGAUCAUAUUGUUAUAUAUCCAUUGCUCAGUAUAGUAUGUAUGUGAUCAGUGUUUCUUACUUCAGUUUCUAUUGAUUUGUUAGUAUGUUAGUGACAAGUAGAUUUUUAUAUUGUUAGCGCAGUUGGUACCUGUUGAUUCAUAUCAGUGGUCCUAUUUACACAAGCUGUAACAUGCAUUCGAUCUUAAAUAGUCAUUUCAGUGUGCUGUUGACAUGGUCUUAAUCCAUGACAUUUUAGGGGAAA